This is a messenger RNA of Chelonus insularis, 1134 nucleotides long. RefSeq lists its product as uncharacterized. The record is from RefSeq and is a predicted model, not a curated record. Lineage: Eukaryota; Metazoa; Arthropoda; Insecta; Hymenoptera; Braconidae. The coding region runs from base 198 to 1046 and encodes 282 amino acids. The transcript has 12 exons.
UAUGAUCGUCGAACACAUUUGUGACAUUAUUAAAAAAAACUAGAAGGGUACAUAUUGAUUCAUAUUUUUAAUGAUAAUUAGAUGAGUCAAUAGUAUAUAAGCGACGUGUAGAAUAUUUGAGCUGUAGUCAAUUUUUUAUCGCCUACAAAAUAAUUAAAUAUUGUAAGAGAUUGGAAGUAAGUUGCAAAAUACUUGAAAUGUAUUCAAAACUAUCCUAUUUGUUUCUAAUUGGGUUAAUCAGCCAGAGUAUUGCUGCACCAAAUUUAAUCGAUGAAUUCACUGUUGAUGAAGCAACAGAAAAUUUUUAUUUUAAAAGCAUGCGGUCAUACGUACAAGAAUGUCUACAUCGAGAUAAUUCAAGCAGUUUUAAUCUAGAGUUGUUAGAAAAUCAGAUUAAUGAGUCCUCUAACAUUGAAAACAUCUUAUCAUUGGACGAGAUUGCAGAACUAGUAGAAAUCGUAUUUGACAAUCUUAUGAAUGGAUUGGACAAAGAUAACUUUUCGGAGAUAGUUGAACAGGCCAGUGAAGAUCUUAAUUGGGUUGUUAAGUCAGGAAGAGAAACAGAUCUAAACGACAUCGUAAAAAUAGUAGCUAAAUCAAGUAAAAAGUUCAUGGAAGUUGUUAUGACUCGUGAUGAGGAUUUUAAAGAAAUACACUCUUUAAACUACGAGUUUAUAAAAGCAGUUGUACUAAAUCAAUAUCCAGAAUUGUUCAGAUAUUUCCUAUAUUUCUUGCAGCAUAUUAUAGAUGAGGUCGAUCACUAUCAAGAAUCAAAUGACUUUGAUGAAGCAGCCAAAGCUCUCAAAUCAACGAUUGAACAAACUAGAAAUGAAAUCAUCAAUUCACCAAAUGUAUAUAAUGAUCAAGUAUUCAAAUCAAUGGCGACAUCAAUCAAUAGAUUGGCUAAUGAGAUUUCAUUUCUUUUCAAUAUGGACCUGUCUGAUGAUAACAAAUUCAGCGCUACACGAUGCUUGGCAGAAGAUGCAGUGGAGGCGAUGUUCAUGCAAGCAUUCAUGAUUCAAUUCCGCUCAGCAAUCGACUCAUAAGAUGAUUUUACGACAAAGUAUGUCUACGAGAUAAUGAAAUGUAAAAAAACUAAUGGAAUGAUGGAAAAAUUUUUAAAAAUAAAUCUGG